UGACGGAGCGGCGGCCUCGGCGGUGGAUUGAGCGAGUCUGAGAGAGGUUCCCAGAGGGCUGCGCGUCCCGGCUUCUCGGCGCUGUCAUGGCGGGCUUGCUGAAGAAGACCACUGGCCUGGUGGGAUUGGCUGUUUGUGAAACUCCACAUGAGAGGCUAAAAAUAUUGUAUACAAAAAUUCUUGAUGUUCUUGGACACAUCCCUAAAAAUGCAGCGUAUAGAAAGUAUACGGAACAGAUUACAAAUGAGAAGCUGAGUAUGGUUAAAGCGGAACCAGAUGUUAAAAAACUAGAAGAGCGACUGCAGGGUGGCCAAAUAGAAGAGGUGAUUCUUCAGGCCGAAAACGAACUUAGUCUGGCAAGAAAAAUGAUCCAGUGGAAACCAUGGGAGCCUUUAGUGGAAGAGCCUCCAGCCAGCCAAUGGAAAUGGCCAAUAUAAACAGCAUUAACUAACUUAUCUGUUGAUAGGAGACUGAUGUAAUUAAAUAUUCUGUUAUAUGUUAAAAAAUGUUUCCAUAUUAUUGACAUCAUCAAGAAAACUGAUACAGAACACAUUUAAGCGAUUUGUUAAAGUUGAUGAUUAUGGUAAUUUGUGAAUUCAGUUUUUUAUUUGUAGAGCAUUCAUUCAAAUUAUUUCAAAGGUAAUUUUUUUUUUAAAGGUUGUGUUUUAAAACCUGUGUUUUUUUUAAAAAACAGGUUCCAAUUAAAUUUUUCCAAAACUUAAUUGGAAAAAUUCCUAUAGAUCUUCACUGUAGGGGCCAUAUUCGAAAGGUGAAGUAUUUUUAGUAGUGUCUUCAACAGAUGAUUUAAUUUUUUUAUUCUGGAAAAACAGAAAAGAUAAUUAUUAUUGUUGUUGAAACAAAUUAAUAGGUCACUGUUUAAAGUGAAGUAGUAAGGAAAAAACCAUCAAAUUAGAAUUCAUUGUACACUUGGGAAAAUUGAUUUGGUAUUUGAAAGAAAGAUUUUUAUUUAUAGUAGUAGUUGGAAAAACUUUUCCUUUUGUCUCAUUUAAGGAAAUUAGUUUUCUGGCCCUUACUCUUUAGUUUUCUUGAUAACCAAAGUAUAUCAGGAUAGAGAGAGAAUUUCUGUAAAAGAGGAGACACUAAGAGUUCUUAGGAACUGUUUAUCUGACAUACAGAUAGGCUUAUAUUCAAAACAUCUUAGUUGUAUGCUUAUAACUUCAAAGUGGAAUCGUUAAGUAGUUUUCACUAAUUUUCAGUAUAAGUGCAGCUGGGUAUCAAACAGAAGAUAACUGCUGUUCAAAGAAAGAAGCAGUUUGGUAAGUUUAAGGUUAAACAAAAAUAAAAUUACUUUUCAUUUGUCCUCA
Messenger RNA from Cervus elaphus (red deer), 1325 nucleotides. It is a transcript of the gene NDUFA5, whose product is annotated as NADH:ubiquinone oxidoreductase subunit A5. Gene Ontology annotation, biological process: respiratory electron transport chain. The record is from RefSeq and is a predicted model, not a curated record. Bases 87 to 437 code for a protein of 116 amino acids. The transcript is spliced from 5 exons. Lineage: Eukaryota; Metazoa; Chordata; Mammalia; Artiodactyla; Cervidae.